Colius striatus (speckled mousebird) is the source of this 4667-nucleotide messenger RNA. RefSeq names its product paxillin (gene PXN). The record is from RefSeq and is a predicted model, not a curated record. The coding region runs from base 91 to 1767 and encodes 558 amino acids. The transcript is spliced from 11 exons. NCBI's taxonomy places the organism in Eukaryota, Metazoa, Chordata, Aves, Coliiformes, Coliidae. Gene Ontology annotation, biological process: substrate adhesion-dependent cell spreading; endothelial cell migration; transforming growth factor beta receptor signaling pathway.
GCCGGGAAAGUUGCGAGGCGCUGAGGCGGGCGGCGGCGGCACCGGCGGCGGGGCGGGCGCGGAGCGGAGCGGAGCGGCCACGGCGGCACCAUGGACGACUUGGACGCCUUACUGGCAGACCUGGAAUCUACCACCUCACAUAUCUCCAAGAGACCAGUGUUUCUAACAGAAGAAACCCCUUACUCCUAUCCAACUGGAAACCACACGUACCAGGAGAUUUCUGUGCCACCCCCAGUGCCCCCACCGCCUUCCAACGAGGCCCUGAAUGGCACCGUGAUUGACCCCUUAGACCAGUGGCAGCCCAACGCACCCAGAUACCCCCACCAGCAACCUCAGUCCCAGUCUCCUAUAUACAGCUCCAGUGCCAAAAGCUCCAGCUCCUCCGUUCCUAGAGACGGGCUUAGCUCUCCUUCGCCCCGUGCCAGUGAAGAGGAACACGUCUACAGUUUCCCGAACAAGCAGAAGUCUGCAGAACCAUCUCCCACAAUGACCAGCUCCUCUCUGGGCAACAACCUCUCAGAACUGGACAGACUUCUUCUGGAACUGAAUGCUGUUCAACACAAUCCUGCCAGUGGCUUCCCAGCAGAUGAAACCAGCAGAAGCCCAUCACUGCCCAGUGUGACUGGACCUCACUAUGUGAUCCCAGAGGGCAGCAGCCCUGUGGGAGGGAAGGCUGCACCCCCCACUAAAGAGAAGCCCAAGCGAAAUGGUGCGCGAGGGAUCGAGGAUGUGCGUCCCAGCGUGGAGAGCCUGCUGGAUGAGCUGGAGAGCUCUGUGCCCAGUCCAGUGCCUGCAAUCACUGUGAGCCAAGGGGAAGUGAGCAGCCCCCAGCGGGUCACCGCCAGUCAGCAGCAGACACGUAUAUCUGCUUCUUCAGCCACACGAGAACUGGAUGAGCUGAUGGCAUCUCUCUCUGACUUCAAGUUCAUGGCCCAGGGAAAGGCCGGGAGCAGCUCCCCUCCGUCCACAGCCUCCAAGCCUGGCAGUCAGCUGGACACCAUGCUGGGAAGCCUCCAGUCUGACCUGAACAAACUGGGUGUAGCUACAGUUGCCAAAGGUGUCUGUGGAGCCUGCAAGAAGCCUAUUGCUGGGCAGGUGGUUACAGCCAUGGGGAAGACCUGGCACCCCGAGCACUUCGUCUGCACCCACUGCCAGGAGGAGAUCGGGUCACGGAACUUCUUUGAGCGGGAUGGGCAGCCCUACUGCGAGAAGGACUACCACAACCUCUUCUCACCUCGCUGCUACUACUGCAACGGGCCCAUCCUCGAUAAAGUGGUGACGGCUUUGGAUAGGACAUGGCACCCUGAACACUUUUUCUGUGCCCAGUGUGGAGCUUUCUUCGGCCCUGAAGGGUUUCAUGAGAAGGAUGGCAAAGCCUAUUGCCGCAAGGACUACUUUGACAUGUUUGCUCCCAAGUGUGGAGGCUGUACCCGGGCUAUCCUGGAAAACUACAUCUCUGCCUUGAACACCCUGUGGCACCCCGAGUGCUUUGUCUGUCGGGAAUGUUUCACACCCUUCAUCAACGGCAGCUUCUUUGAGCACGACGGGCAGCCCUACUGCGAGGUGCAUUACCAUGAGCGCCGCGGCUCGCUCUGCUCCGGGUGCCAGAAGCCCAUCACAGGACGCUGCAUCACUGCCAUGGGCAAGAAAUUUCACCCUGAACACUUUGUCUGUGCCUUCUGCCUCAAGCAGCUCAACAAAGGAACCUUCAAAGAACAGAACGACAAGCCUUACUGCCAGAACUGCUUCCUCAAGCUCUUCUGUUAGAGGCACCAUAGACGGGCGCUAAAGCAUCUUUCUGCCACCCCCUUGGCAGUUCAGUCUCUCUGAACGUUACUGUGAUUUAGAAACCUUACCAGGCAGGGGAGGAGGGUGGGGGGUGGGGGUGCUUGCUGCUGCCCUGCAGAGGCAGUAGAUCCAGACAUGAGAUGGACCAUUAAACUGGAAAUGCCCUUGCUGUGUCUCAGUAGAGAGAGGCCGAGUCCUCUCAUGCGUGUGGUGUCUGUGGGUGUGACCGACAGCUGAGCUCCGCUCCAGGGCUCCAACAGGGAGCUUUUCCCCAGCCCCCUCCUGGCAGGAGGAGUCUUUGCCGGUAGUUUCAGCCAGUGUCAGCUCGCAGACAGCACAGCCCUCGGCUUUGACACCUUUCUCAGGCCGUUGCCGCAGUGUGAGCAGGAGCACAUAGGGCUCAGUGCUCCCAGUGCCAUCCCAGCUCCCCUCACACGAGCUGCGUGGCCUGUGUAACUGAGACAGCGUCAGCACAGGCAGCCAGGCCCUGCAAGGGUCUCUCCAGUUCCAUUACACUGUAAGGAGAUUAUACCACUUUUUUUUUCUUCUUUUGUUUUUUUUAAGAGGAAUCCAGAUGUCACUGUGUGGGGUGGUGGGUUUUUUCCUUAGUUUGUUAUUCCCUGCCUUUUCUCAGCACACUGGAGCAGGAGGUGGCGUGAGCCCCAACCAUCCCUUGGCACCACCUGUGCCAGCACCCAGUCCUGCUCAGGGCCUCUGCUCCCCUUGUCUACUCCCAGGAGAGAGGAAAGGGCAUGGUCCCUUCUUUAAAAGCAGGUGCUUUAAGGGAGGUUAGAGCACAGCCUUUGCCAUCCACCCCUGUCAUGAGCAAGUGUGACGUGUGUGUGUUUGACCUGAAACUGUCACAGAGCAGGGAGAAGGGAGGGAUUUAAGAAGCAGGAAAAAAAAAAAGAUCCAAACUUUAUAUCCUUUCUCCUUCCUGUCACUGCUAAUGAGACCUGUCAGCCUCUUGGUAUUUCCCUUUUCUAUGCUCUUGUUAAACAUGUUCUACUGAGAGAUGCUACAGCAAUAACCUUUUAUAUGACUGUUACUGGUAUAACAAGUCCCUUGGGCCCGGUGUGUGAGACACACUUGGGAGUUUUACUAUCAAAGUGAAUACUGUAUCCUGUCUUUGAUAAGAACUGUACAUUUCUACACUGAUUUUGGAUUCAUAGCUCAUUUACUUUUAAUCGUCUUAUACAGAAACCUGUUUUGAAGUGAUUUUAAGAAAGCAACUUUUCUAUCAAGCUAUGCUGUUCCAGGCAGUGUGCCAGUUGUGCUGGUGUGCUGCCUCUGUAACCUCAACGCUUUGUUCAGCCAAACUAACGUGGAGUAUUUGCCUUUUAUUGCGGGUGGGGAGGGGCUGGAGUCUGUGGGGAAGGGAAUGGGACUUGCAUAUUUUUUCCUAGCCCAGGCAGGUGAACUGUGGAUAGUGCUUUUCAUUUUUUAUUCCUUUUGUUUUGUUUUCCUCCUCUGGGUCACCUAAAAGUGUAUGUUUUGGGUUUUACUGUAACCUGUAAACUGCUGUAUUUGAAUCACCUGCCGUUCUCCCAAAGCCCAGCUUCCAGGCUGUUACAGGGAGUCUGAACAGGAUGCUGCAGGGGGAAAGAGCUCAGACCUUUGCCCUCGGGUUCUCUUCAGCCACUUGCAACAAGAGCAGGGCUGAUUAGGGAAGGGAGUUCCUUUGCUCCCAUAGAAGAAGCGUCUUGUGACUAAGGAGAAGAACUUGGGAGAGACAGACUCUGUUCCUGACUAGCUGUGUAACCUUGGGCCAGUCACUAAACCUUACUGUGCCUCAGUUUCCCCAUCUGUAAAAUGGGGGCAAUUUAGCCUGGAUGUGUGAGGUUAUCUUGAGGCUUAGUUCACAUUUGCUAAAGCACUUUUAGGUCCUGGCAGGAGGAUGCUAUGGAAGGUGAAAUAUUACGUGACUAUACCCCAUGGUGCUGUGUGGGAGCAGCUGCAGCAGCUGGGGCGAGGUUUGGGAUGCUACAGCAAUAUCACCAUCCCCAGCUUGGCAGGUGCAUUAGGGGUCCAGGGACAACCCUGUCAGGAACCAACCUGACCUUAGGCUGGAGGCUGUGUGUUGCUGUUCUGCCUGACCCUGCUUGGGUCACCACAGCUGAUUUUCAGUGAUUUCCCCAUACAAAAGAAGCUGAGUUAGUGGUUGUGAGGCUGAAGGGAGCUGUGGAAGCACUAGAGCUGAAACUGUGUCAGCUGGGCUGGGCACAGCUCUGGGGCAGUUGGUGAAGCAAGAAACCUUACCCAUUGUCUCUUUAGCUUUUAAAUCAAUUUGACUCUUAGCUGCAUGUACUCACCUGGCUGAGCAGGUCAGAAAGCUGUGGGGGGGGUCCUGGAGCAGGGUGUGACGAUGUUUCUGGCACUACUGCUUGUUGUGUGACACCUGCAAUCACGUGCCUCAGUUUCCCUGCCUGGGGAGCCUUUAUCCUACCUCACCGCUAGUUGAGGCUUGAGUAAGGGAUGCUUCUGGCACGUGUGGCAAACCUCGUGCCCAGGGUGCCGGGGAGGGGUGCUGGCGGUGGCGCCCCGCACGCUGCUGGGCUUCCUGGGCUUUGACGUGCUCCACAGACGCCAUUCCACCAAACAACGCCGGUGGCUGGCUGCUGCCGCCGCGGGAGCCCGAAACGCCGGCUCUGGGCUGUGAGAGGCAGUUUGGGGGCAGCAAAGCCGCGGCCCGGGACGGGAGUGGGGGGGAGGGCUGGGGCUGGUGCCGGGCCGAGUGGUACCCCGGGGGAAGGCCGGGCCGGGCCGGGGCCGCUCCGCUGGCAGCUGUUCGCGGUGUGUUCUCCCGUGUAAGCUCCGCUCGCCGCCGCUUCUCGGCACGCAGCGCUCCUGCAGUUACGCCAAUAAAGGUUUUACCGUGA